This is a messenger RNA of Candidula unifasciata, 306 nucleotides long. Lineage: Eukaryota; Metazoa; Mollusca; Gastropoda; Stylommatophora; Geomitridae. The record is from the annotation of a GenBank genome assembly.
AUGUCGAUUGUUAAACUUUCGGGACAGUUGAGGCUAGUUGCUUCAACUCUUCUACAUCGGCAACGAAAAAUUUCACCGCCAGUACAAAUUUGUAGAAAUGCAGGAAGUGCAGUUUAUAGGGAUGCUGCAUACAAGGAGCCUGCAACUGUGCACUACAUGGGGGAAGUCCUCAGUUUCAUAAUGUGGUACUGGAUUUUGUAUCACUGCUGGUAUGAGUUUGACCAUCUAGUGCCACCACAUCAAUAUCCAGAUCCAAGCAAGUUCACAGACGAGGAGCUAGGCAUUCCUGCGGAUGAAGAGGACUAG